Molecule: messenger RNA, 1323 nt
Organism: Trichoderma breve
Lineage: Eukaryota; Fungi; Ascomycota; Sordariomycetes; Hypocreales; Hypocreaceae
Exons: 1
Coding region: 1-1323 (440 amino acids)
Source: RefSeq, a predicted model, not a curated record
AUGAGACUCAAGCGAAUCCUUCGUGAAAACGGAAUCUCUUGGUCGCCACUGGCGCAGACUCAUCUGAAUCAAAACGAUCCCACACGGCGCAAGACCCGAUCUUCCAUCGCCGCUGCUGGUCCUAGUGAAUCAACUUCGCCAUUCUUGCCUACCGAAGUCCUCUUGCGGAUUCUCAAGUUUGCCAUGAAGAGCAAAUAUCCAAUCAUUGACCCCCUCAGCACUGUCACGGCUGAAAAUCUUACGGAUGAAGAGAAGAAGAGAGGUAACCAGAUUGCCAUCCACUUCCUGGCCACCUGCAAAGCAAUGCAUGCCGAAGGCACUCGGUUCCUUUGGGAGUCUAAUCACUUCAUCUUCACCACCCCACAGGCUCUGCGAAACUUUAGCGAGCUCAGUUUCCACUAUCGGCACAAGAUUCUGCAUAUCAAUAUGCGAGUCAUUGCCCGUUAUUACGAUGACCAGCGUCGCAGGCACAAGCUCGAAAAGUACUAUCACCCAGACUUGAAGAAGGAUCAGCCUCUCAAGAUCCACAUGCGCCCAAAAGAGUCGCCUCUUGUCCGCGGUGGCUUUCGCUGCUACACCUGGAAUCAGGUCAUCGAUUUCCUCUUGGCUCUUCGUGCGCCGUUUGACCCGACUUACAAGGACAAGAAAAACCCAAGACCAAGACUGCUCCCAUCCCUGUCUUCUCUGCGGCUUGACUUGGUCAAUUUUUCAGAUUCUCUGCUGCCAUUUUCCGGAUCCGAGCUUCACGAAGUGGCAUCUCACGAGUUGGGAUGUACCUUGAAUGAACUGCAAGUGACCGGAAUGCCAUUUGACGAUGUUGGUAUGAAGGCCUCUGCCGAGCUCAGCGGUCUGGUGAAGGACGAAGGCCUCUAUCUGGAUGCAUCUGCCGCCUUUAUUGCCCACCCCAGAGGUCUGCAGAGCCUCUCGGGAGAUAACUGGUGUGCUCGAGUGAUUAGGGCAUACAAGGACCUCAAGGAGGAAAUGGAGGAAGAAAGCCUUGGGCUGAGUGGGGAAGACGACGAUGAGAACGAACAAUUCCAUCUGCAUUCGUUUGAGGGUUAUCACAAGAUAGGCACACUGCCCGCCGCUCCCUCCGAGGAAGGCCACCCCCCAUCAACUCGCGACGAGAAGAGAGUCAUCUGGAAGAAGGUCCCCGUCACCCGCGAAUCCGACAAGCGCAUGUGGAUCCAAUUCUCUCGAACUAACGGAUAUGAGAUUGAAGAUUCGGUCUGGGAUAGUGACGAAGAUAGGAUCUGUCCGUGCUGCGGCGAAUCCCACCCCGGCUCGUCCAUAUUGGGGUUCAUGAGCGACGACUACGAGUAA